AAAAAUUUUGGCGGGCCGUGAUGUCAAACUCAAUCAGGCCCAGGCAUGCUCUCAGUCGAUUAGCGGGUCGGUCCGUUUCACUGAUACCCAAAGCUCAUUUCACUUUUUGACAUCGAAAAAGUAACAUUGCUUCCAGAGUGAUAAAAUGGCACCGCAACUAAGCGAAGACGAGAUCGACGACCUCCUGUAUGCGGCCCGCACAGGUGACACGGAUGAGCUCACAGGCCUGCUCUCGUCACUAGCUGAGCGGGAAAAGGUGUCGCCGGCGGAAAUCCUCGCCAGCGCGCGGGACGAGGGAAAGUCGACAUGUCUGCACAUGGCGACGGGCAAUGGUCACGUUGAAACGGUCUCCUUCCUCCUCUCGCACUUCGCCUCGCGCCCGGACGGCGAGCGGCAGGCCUUCGUGGACGCGGCCAACGAGUACGGCAACACGGGCCUGCACUGGGCGGCGCUGGGCGGCCACCUGGCCGUCGUGCGGCUGCUGGUCGAGCGCGGCGGCGCGUCCGUGGCGCUGGCCAACGACAAGAACUACGUGCCGCUCGACCUGGCGAGCUUCGGCGACAAGGCCGACGUCGUCGACUACUUCCUGGCGCGGAGCGGCGGGCUGGAGGGCGAGAACGGGCUCGAUGGGGCUGUUGCCGGGGUGAGUUUGGAGGAGGGGGAGGAGGGGGGGGAGGAGGACGCGGAAGGGGAGAGCAAGGGGAAAGGGAAGGCUGGAGAGGAGGGUUCGCGUGCUGCGUGAUGAUGGGUCAUGAUCAUGGGAAUGAAAUCUGGAGUGCCGGGACAACAAAACGCGCGGCGGCUGAUGUUACGAUUGCUCUGCCUCAGACGGAGAGGCUUCGUGGUGCCCGUGUUGAAGCCUUUUGCCAGUUCGGCCUGAAUGAGGCGCAAGCCUGCCUCGGCGAAGAUACGACGGAAAGUGCGGUCCUCCCUGCAGGGUGCCGUCAGUUUUUCCCCUUGCAGAAGAGAGACGGAA
Messenger RNA from Thermothielavioides terrestris NRRL 8126, 976 nucleotides. RefSeq lists its product as uncharacterized. Lineage: Eukaryota; Fungi; Ascomycota; Sordariomycetes; Sordariales; Chaetomiaceae. The record is from RefSeq and is a predicted model, not a curated record. The transcript is spliced from 3 exons. Gene Ontology annotation, molecular function: protein binding. The coding region runs from base 146 to 742 and encodes 198 amino acids.